This is a messenger RNA of Dendrobium catenatum, 2191 nucleotides long. Its product is annotated as pentatricopeptide repeat-containing protein At2g32630-like. Bases 275 to 2023 code for a protein of 582 amino acids. NCBI's taxonomy places the organism in Eukaryota, Viridiplantae, Streptophyta, Magnoliopsida, Asparagales, Orchidaceae. The transcript has a single exon. The record is from RefSeq and is a predicted model, not a curated record. Gene Ontology annotation, molecular function: protein binding.
UUGAAUAAUUUUUCCGCCAUGAACGGGUCUCGUUUCACGCAUUUCAUUCAGCUCCUCUUCAUGCUGCACGCAGUUUCCAGCUCGCACUUUUGUACAGGACAAGCGCAGCUUUCCGGCCGCUUCUGUGCCCCUCGGCGCCACCGUUCUUGCAUACCCCGCUGCUUCUCUUCGACGCCGUGUACCCUCGCCGCCGCUAUUCCUUUCUGACCCCCAUUCCGGCUUGGUUUCUCUUCAACCUUUCCCUGCUUUCCCUCUAUCUCUCCAAUUUCCAUUCAUGGCAGCAAAGCUCCCAGCUGUGAAAACGUUUCCACCUUCUUAUUGCAUCCAAAAUCUCAUCCCCAUCUUCCCAUCUCGCUAUCUCUCCACCCAAACCUCCCUCUCCUCUUCACCUUCUUGUUCCUCCCCCAAUCCCCAACCCCUCUUAACCAAAUUUCUCCACCUCUUCCACCAUAAAAAGUUCAUUUCCGCCAAAAACACCCUCAGAUCCUUCGCUUGCUUUGACGAAACUCACUCCUACCAUUUCCCUUCCCUCGCUUCCUCCAUUCUCAAUUCAUGCAACGACGCCGGCAUCUCCCCAUCCGAAGCUUUUGACAUGCUGUUUCGCGUCUAUUCGGACAACAACAACCUCGAAAGAGCACUCGCGACAUUUGAAUUCAUGAUGAAGACAUUUGGCGCCGUUUCUAGUAGAUCUUGCAGUGUCUAUAUCCAGGCCCUGAGGCGUUGCGGACGGAUGAAUUCAGCCGUCGAAUUCUUCCAAAGGAUACUUCAAUCGGAUGCCGUUGAUGUGUCUGUGUACACAACCUCAAUUUUAGUUGAUGGUCUGUGUAAGAAUGGUGAGGUUGAGGCUGCACGAAAGGUGCUCGAUGAAAUGCGUAAGAAAGGAUUGCUGUGUAACAUCUUCUCUUACAAUUCAUUGAUUGAGGCUUACGGUAAAAGAGGAGAUUUUGAUUCAUUGAACGAGGUUUUGGCCCUUGUUGAGGAGAAUAAAAUUGAACAAAAUGCUGUUACAUUUGCUGUUCUGAUCGAUGCAUUUUCAUCUCAUGGGAAGUUAGAGAAGGCCGAAAAGGCCUUUGAAGAGGUGAGCAAAAGAGGAUUGAAUGUUGAUAUUUUCUUGUAUACUUCAAUGAUUAAUGCCUAUUGCAGAGAAGGUAUCAUGAGGAAGGCAUUCACUCUUUUUGAUGAAUGUGUUGAGAGAGGAAUUCAGCCCACUGAGAAGACAUAUGGUACAUUAAUCAAUGGGCUUUGCAAGGCCGGGCAGAUCGAAGCAGCAGAGAUAUUACUAACUGAGAUGCAGCAGAAGGGAUUUGAUGUGAAUUUAGUAAUCUUCAAUACGCUUGUUGAUGGAUACUGCAAGAAAGGAAUGAUGAACAAAGCUCUUGAAUUAAAAGAGGUGAUUGAGAAGAAGGGGCUCGAGCUAGAUAUAUACCUCUACAAUACUAUUGCUGCUGGGCUGUGCAGAUCGAACCAGAAUAAGGAAGCGGCGAAACUUCUAAAUGCCAUGAUUGAUAAAGGGAUUGCUCCCAACACUGUGACCUACACAACGAUGAUCGACAUACAUUGCAAGGCAGGAGAUUUGGUGGAAGCAAGGCGUUUGUUUGGAGAGAUGGAUGAAAAGGGACUGGAGCGUAAUGUUGUUAGCUAUAAUGUAAUGAUUGAUGGGUACUGCAAGAAAGGAAAUGUAAGGGAAGCUGAGAGGUUGAAAAAGGAGAUGGAGAAAAGAUGGAUUUUGGCAGAUGUUUACACAUAUACAUCAUUGAUUCACGGGAAUUGCAUUACUGGGAAGGUGGAUGUAGGGAUGGAGUUGUUUGAGGAGAUGAAGCAGAGAGGUAUAGUUGCAAAUGUUGUGGCAUAUACAGCACUGAUAUCAGGGUUGUCAAAACAAGGAAGAUCGGAUGAGGCGCUUAGAUUAUAUGAUAAGAUGUUGGAGAUAGGACUGGUCCCAGAUGAUUCAGUCUAUUCAGCUAUUGUGGGCAGCUUUCAUAGCACAAAUCAAACUUGUUCAUAUUCUCUGAUUGCCAAGUGAGCUGAUUUAAGGUCUUUUUGGUCGUUUGCAUUUGUAAGGUACCACAUUUCAGUUUUUUAGGGAUUUGAAGUAACCAAAAUCUUUGUUUUUACUGCAUUUGAAAAUUGUUCAGAUUGAGCAAUUACAAAAUCCCUAUGACAUUUCUAAAAUAAAUGUAUUUUAAAAAUA